GAUCACUGUGUCACAGCACUCGAAAACCCCUACAGCUCAUGCCAUGAAGGAGGAGAACUUCCUUCGGCGCAGGUUCUCCCUCUGCCCGGCCUCGUCCACCCCACAGAAGGUCGACCCUCGCAAGCUGACACGCAACCUCUUCUUUGGGACCGACAAUGACAUCUACCCRCUCAGCCCAGGGAAGGACGUGGAAGGGAACAGCCCCUCAGCACUGAAGGACGAGACACCGCAGACGCCAAACUCCAUCAGUAAGAAUGAAUAUAAGCUUUGCAAUGGCUCUGACAAAGAGUGUGUGUCUCCUACAGCCAAAUUCAUGAAGAAGGAAACUCUGAAGGUACAAAAAAAAAAUUACAGGCAGGAGAAGAAACGAGCUACCAAGCAGCUCUUCAGCGCUCUCAAGGACCCCAGUGUGGUGAUCACAGCAGACUGGCUGAAGAUCCGUGGGACUCUGAAGAGCUGGACCAAGCUGUGGUGUGUUCUGAAACCAGGAGUGCUGCUGAUUUAUAAAACACCAAAGAUCGGACAGUGGGUUGGGACAAUCUUGCUCCAUUCUUGUGAGCUGAUCGAGAGACCCUCCAAAAAGGACGGCUUCUGUUUUAAGCUGUUUCAUCCUUUGGAUCAAUCCAUCUGGGCUGUAAAGGGCCCAAAAGGAGAAAAUGUUGGUUCGAUCACUCAGCCUCUUCCCAGCAGUUACUUGAUCUUCAGAGCAGCCUCCGAAUCAGAUGGCCGGUGCUGGCUGGAUGCUCUGGAGCUUGCCCUGCGCUGCUCCAGCCUCUUUCGGCUCAGUGCCUCCAAGCAGGGCAAGGAUGGAGAAAUGAACUGCUCGAGCGACGCAGCCCACGCAGGGCUCAACAACCUCUUACACACGAGCACCAUCUCGGACCAGGAGCUCUUCCACUUGAAUGACUCAGCCUUGGAGAACAACCACCAUUUGGAGAAUGAUGCUUUUUCAGACAAGUCCGAGAGAGACAAUGUAGAGGAAUCAGAGAAUGAAACGCAUGAGAACAGCCGAAAGACGAAUGAAAGCGAGAGCGAUCAGUCAGAAAUGCAUGGAGAGGUCUCCCCAGGAGGGAAAGGGACGACUUAUAUUGAACAGAUCUAUGAAGAAUUUGGGGAGACAGGUGAGUCAUCUCAGACAGAAACUGUCUCAGAGGAGAACAAGAGCCUGAUGUGGAUCCUGCUGAAGCAGCUGCGGCCAGGCAUGGACCUGUCCCGCGUGGUGCUGCCCACCUUCAUCCUGGAGCCCCGCUCGUUCCUGAACAAACUCUCCGACUACUACUACCACGCGGAUCUGCUUUCCCAGGCUGCCCUUGAAGAAGAGCCAUACAGUCGAAUUAAGCAAGUUUUGAGGUGGUAUUUGUCUGGCUUCUAUAAGAAGCCAAAGGGAAUAAAAAAGCCAUACAACCCUAUCCUGGGAGAGACAUUCCGCUGCUGUUGGUUUCACCCUCAGACGAACAGCCACACAUUUUACAUAGCAGAACAGGUUUCUCACCACCCACCGGUGUCAGCCUUCCACGUCAGCAAUAGGAAGGAUGGGUUCUGCAUCAGCGGCAGCAUUCUGGCGAGGUCCAAGUUUUAUGGAAACUCGCUUUCUGCAUUGUUGGAUGGGAAAGCAAAGCUUACAUUUCUAAAUAGGAGUGAAGAUUACAUCAUUACUAUGCCAUAUGCUCACUGUAAAGGAAUUUUAUAUGGUACAAUGACAAUGGAGCUUGGAGGGAAAGUUACCAUCGACUGUGAGAAAACUAAUCACCGGGCAGAACUGGAAUUCAAGCUAAAGCCCUUCUUCGGUGGCAGCACAAGCAUUAAUCAAAUCUCCGGGAAGAUUAAGUCAGGAGAAGAAGUGCUAGCAAGCCUCGAUGGCCACUGGGAUGGAGAAGUGCACAUAAAUGAGCUGAAAAGCGGGAACACGGAAAUAUUCUGGAACCCGACAAGUGAGGUGCGACGGCAGAGGUUGAAGCGCCACAUUGUGCUCUUUGAGGAGCAGACGGACUUCGAGUCAGAGAGGCUUUGGCAGCAUGUAACUAGUGCAAUAAACAAAGGUGAUCAGCACAAGGCAACGCAGGAAAAAUUUGUGCUGGAAGAAGAGCAGAGAAACGCUGCCCGGGAGCGGAAGGAGAACGGCACAGAGUGGAAACCGCUGCUCUUCCAGCACGACGCUGUCACUAACGAAUGGCGCUACAAAUAUGAGGAUUUAAGACCUUGGGAUCCUUUGAAUGACAUUGCUCAAUUUGAGAAGAACGGGAUACUUCAGACCAUGGAGCGACACUUAUCCACAGGGAUGUCAAACCACAAAAUGACAUGCAUAAACAACCAAGUUACCCGGCACAAGAGGUCUGCCAAGGAUUGCAGGCGCCGGAAAGCCAGUGAUCAGCCAUCCAACCACAGCCAGAACACAGAGAGCAGUUGUUCAACGCCCGAGUCUGUGCAGGAGUUGUCAGAUGAUGACGGCAAGUAUUUGGGGUUUGAAAGUUUGUGCACUCAGUGUGGGAAAGAGAUGAAUCACUUGAAGGAAAUACAUUCGGCUGUCUUAUCCCUGCAGAAAGCCCAACAGGACAUACACAGAAACCUCAGUUCUCUGAACAAAAAAUCCUUCCACAGGAAGGGCUCUUCUGGAAGCUUCCUUCUGGACUCUCGCUGCUGGUUUCUCCUGUGCAUCUUUCUCACAUGCCAACUGUUCAUUAAUUAUGUCCUCAAAUAAAAGCACUACGUUUGGCAGCAAUAACGAUUCCUGGCUGCAGGAGGGGGGGCCACUCGCACAAGGAGCCCGGCGAGGCACCAAAGCACUUUAGAACCAACGCGGCGGAGGUGGAAGCAAGUUGUAAAACAAGGUGAAAAGGGACCUAGGAACCUGCAACACUUUGUUCCUCUGGAUUACGUCAUUUUUGCCUUUUACAUGUACAUCUUCAAGGACCUCUUAACCUGUAUGGGCCUUAAUGCUGAAGCCAAAUGUAGCUUUAAUUGUGCAAUUUGUUUCUAUGUCUUGUCAUUUUCUGAUGCAAUUAAUAAUUACCCACCAGUAUUGAUACCCCAAAAAUAGUAAACACCCCAGCAUUUUGGCAGGGUCACACAGGUCUGUUUUAUAUGACUUAGGGAAUGCAGCUGGGGAGCUGUAAAAAAAAGUUCRUGGUGCCUGUCCAGCUGCAUUUAAUUAGGGGAGGUAGCAACACUUGGUCCAAAAAAUUCACCCCCUGCGUAUUAGACCAYGAUUUGUUUUGUCAGCACACACAGAACGGGACCUCCGAAUGUGUUUUGUUUUCCAUUCCACAAGAACUGUAAAUAUGCACGAUUUCCUAGAGCUGUUCUUCUUUAGGAAACGGGAAGUAUUUGGUAAAAGCUCCUUGUUCUUUUACAGAGCUGAUUCAUGUCCUGGACCAGGCCAACGGAGUGAAAUGUCGGACAUGCCUGUUUGUAAAACCUGGUUCCAUAUUCUUAUUGUUAUUAUUUGCUAUAUGGCUGUUUUGUAAUAUCACACACUAGCACUUGAGAGAGGAAUCACUGCCCUAAAAUAGAUGACAAGAGUGGGAGCAAGUGGAGGUGUAUGUAUGUUCGAUCAUAGGCACGUUUAUCGUCAAAGGUCAGGAAGGAAGAAGGGUUUUGCCACUGCAUUGUUCAACUCUGUUAAUAGUCUUCCUAUUUUACAACUUUUUUUAAAGAUCUGCAAUAUUUUAUGUAGACAGCAGACAAUACUAAGCCUUUCUUUUCUGGCCUGAAGUAGUUCCAAGUGGUAAGUACUGCUAUAUAUACAGCCUUAAAAUACUUAGUGGUGGUGCCAGUCCGGGCUAACUUUCAAUGUAAAUGUUUCCAAA
Molecule: messenger RNA, 3806 nt
Organism: Nothoprocta perdicaria
Lineage: Eukaryota; Metazoa; Chordata; Aves; Tinamiformes; Tinamidae
Gene: OSBPL5
Product: oxysterol binding protein like 5
Exons: 22
Coding region: 44-2698 (884 amino acids)
Biological process (GO): phospholipid transport
Cellular component (GO): cytosol; membrane; intracellular membrane-bounded organelle
Molecular function (GO): sterol binding
Source: RefSeq, a predicted model, not a curated record